UAAGAGCUGGUCAUCAAGAAUCCGAGAUCAUUUUGGAACUUUGGACUAUUUCCUUAUUAGAAGUGGCUUUUUGGAUGCCAUCAUGUACGUUUUGUGCACCCUGGUGGCGCUGUCCAUUCACAGCUUGUUUAAGAACCACGGGAAUAAGGCUCUGGAGUCGGGACCACAGGAGGUAGAGGAGAAGAAGAGGCGCAGUCUGCAGGGAGGUCUGUCCAAAGAUAGGCAGACAACUUUGGUGCUGGGACCGAGGAAAGAUGGUGGUUUCACUGUCAGCUAUAAACCAGGACAGAAGAGGAGGAGAGGGGCUGCAAUCAGUCAUGUCCAAAAUGGCCGAAACAAAGGACAGCCGGUCCCGCGGUCCAGUGCUCUGCUCAACCCUGCGGUCAUGUUUGGCACAAGAAAGACCUGGGACCUUGGCCACGCCCCCUGCCUGCAGGAGCUCUGGAAGAACGACAUCUCAUUGGACGCGAGCUCAUUGGACUUCCUGAUGAGUGAUGGUGAAGAGGACAGCUCGUUUCUGUCUUUACCUUCGUCUGCGUUUCCACGGCGAUCGUCACUGAGCUCCGAGCUGAACGAGAGCAGCUCCCCUACCCAGCACCUGCUCAUACAGACUCUCCAGGAGAAGGUGUGUGAGUUCCAGGCCCGGCUGCGCUCUGAGGAGGUCACUCGGCACCUGCUGGUCCAACAGCUACAGCAGCAAAACACAGACGAAAGAACUACUGUGGACUCAGCCAAAGGCUCUCCUGCACCUGCCCUCUGCAACGGUGUCCCGCUGUCAGAACCCAGUGAAUCCGACCGUCCCAGUGCAGAGGAGGAGCAGCUCGUGACCCGGCUGCAAACACAGGUGGAGGAGCUGGAGGAGAAGUUAUUGGACCAGACCCAGGAGGUGGAAAGACUGCGCUCUGAACUGGGGGCGACAGACCUGGAGAAGCAGUUGGAGCGGCUGGUGGUCGAGAAUCAGCGUCUGAAGCAGGAGCUGAAAAUAUGCAAGAGCUCAGAACCCGCCUCCAACAACUGCCCCAUCUGCUCCCACAGCCAGAAUGCAGAGUCCCUUCAGAGGGAGGUCACCCGUUGGGAGAGCCAGGCACGGCAGAGGGAGCGGCGUUUGGUGGAGCUGGAGAGAGACCUGCAGGAGAAGAGCCAGAAGGUGGAGACUCUUCACAGAGAGCUGGACCAGACCACAAGACAACUGCAGGAGUCAGAGCGCAGCCAGACUGAGGCAGAGCACAAACUCAGCCUGAGGAUACAGGAGUGUGAGGACGAGCUGCACCGACAGGCCACAGCGCCCCCUAGAGUCAAGUAUGUCACUCAGACGGUGGAGGUGCAGUCAGCAGACUCUCAUAAGGUCAUAUCUGAGCUCCAGGGGAAGAACUCUGCUCUUCAAGAGCAGGUGUCAGUGCAGAGACAGCUCCUGAGAGAGCUGGAGACACAGCUUCAUGACUCCCAACGCACCUGCACCCAGCUGAGAACGCAGAUCCUGGUGUACGAGGGUGAGAUGGAGCGAGCACAGGGCCGACUAGAGGCGGAGAUGCAGAAUCUGGAGGAGGAGAAGAACCGUGUGAUUGAAGAGGCAUUUAUCAGAGCGGAGAGCGAAAUGAAAGCAGUACACCAAAACCUCGCAGGAGUGCGUAUGAACCUGCUGAGUUUGCAGCCAGCUCUCAGGACUCUCACCAGUGAUUACAACAGUCUGAAGAGACAGGUGCAGGAGUUCCCCUUUAUGCUGGACAAGGCCAUCGCAGAGGCCAAGCAGGAGAUUUGUCAGGUGAUCAGUGAAGUGAGCAGCACAAACCAGGAGCUGCUGCGGAAAUACAAACGAGAAAUGAACCUGAGGAAGAAAUGCCACAACGAGCUCGUCCGGCUUAAAGGAAACAUCCGUGUGUUCUGCCGCGUGCGCCCAGUCAGUCAGGAGGAGCAGGACUCCUCUGAUGCUAAGAGCAUGCUCAGCUUCGACUCAGAUGAUGAUUCCCUCCUCUACCUCUCCAACAAGGGCAAAGUCAUGACCUUUGAACUGGACCGGGUCUUCCCUCCAAAAUCCACACAGGAGGAGGUGUUCCAGGAAGUUCAGUCCCUGGUUACUUCCUGUAUUGACGGCUUUAACGUUUGUAUCUUUGCCUAUGGACAAACAGGGUCAGGGAAAACCUACACCAUGGAGGGUGUACCUGAAAACCCCGGUAUAAACCAGCGUGCUCUGCAACUGCUGUUCUCGGAGGUGACGGAGAAGGCGGCAGACUGGGACUACACCAUCUCUGUGAGCAUGGUGGAGAUCUACAACGAGACUCUGAGGAAUUUGCUGGGGGACAAUCCGACAGAGAAGCUGGACAUUAAGAUGCACCCUGACGGCAGCGGACAGCUCUACGUCCCCGGACUCACCAAGAUCACUGUGGAGAGUCCUGAGGAUAUUAACAGGGUAUUUGAGUUGGGUCACAUGAACAGAGCCACGGCCUGUACAAACCUGAAUGAACACAGCUCUCGCUCUCACGCUCUGCUCAUCAUCACUGUGUCUGGGUACAACUCCACCACUGCCACGCACACGCAAGGUAAGCUAAACCUGGUGGACUUGGCAGGCUCGGAGCGCAUCAGUAAAUCCGGCGCAGAGGGCAGCCGGCUCCGAGAAGCUCAGUGCAUCAACAAGUCUCUGUCAGCACUCGGUGAUGUCAUCAACGCGCUGCGGAGCAAACACGCCCACAUCCCCUUUAGAAAUUCUCGCCUCACAUAUCUGUUACAGGACUCUCUGAGUGGGGACAGCAAGACACUCAUGAUGGUCCAGGUUUCCCCUUUAUCAUCGAACAUGAGCGAGUCUGUUUGUUCGCUGAAGUUUGCUCAGAGAGUUCGGACGGUCGAACUCAGCUCCUCUGUGUCUUCACGGAAACACGAGAACUCCUCAACCUCGUCCUCGCCCACCCACGACAGUGUAGAGCUGGACUCUCCCCCUUCCACCCCUGGUCCUCUGCCGAUCUCUAGAGCCAGCAGUGCGGGCUCCACCCUCUCUACCCUCUCCACCACCUCCAGGACUCCCUCGGGAUCUCGCAGGAGGUCCCAGUCCCAGCUGUCUGCAGGACGAUUGAAACUAACAGCCUGAAGAAUCUUGGGGGCCUGUGAUGACCUCACUGGAAAUGUGCUACAGACGAAGACACUGCAGGACUUCAGUAGAAUAUUCUGGUGCAGUUUUUGAGCAAAGAAAAAUCAUUAAACAUUUAUUGCAAUUUGUAACAUUGACCAGCUGAACGGACUGGGUCAUUCCCAUGUGUAAAUCGUCUUUGACAAUAUGCUUUCCCAUCACAGUAUUCUAAUUAUUUUUAAUUGUACAGUGGCACUUUAAACUAGAUAAUGUUCUAACCCAAAAAGUGGUAGAUUCAUUCAUUAUAAUAUAUGCAGUGUAUUUAUGUGUUUUGAUGCUUUAAUUUUAAUCUUCAUCAAGAAAAAUCAGCCCUUUGAGGUGAAUUAUGCUUUUAAUCCUAAACUAGCCCCAAAUUCACUUGUAGUUUAGUCUAUUUAGUCUAUACUCAGCUUUGUAUGUUAUUUAAUGGAAGUGACCUGACUAAUUGAGCCCUACAGCGCCACCUCAAGGUUUCAAGAAAGAACUUUUUUCCAUAGACUUUUUGCAAGUUCUUGAAGACUUGAAAUUUGAUCCUGCUAGACUAGUUGAUUUUUUAACAAUUAUAAAAUGCAUAGAUAUCUUAAUAGUUCAUUUACAAUAUAAUAAGUUGUGAGAUUUAAAGCUGCACUGUGUAACUUCUGGUGGGGAGGUCUGCCAUCUGUGGCUGCUGUUAACUAGAUCUAUAAUAUGGCAUUAGCUUAUCCAUCUUGUAUUUGUUCAAUUAUAAGUGAUUUUAUUGCUCAAAAAUACCUUUUUAAAAGCAUGCGUUCUUACACAGAUCUGACCUGUAACUUGGUCUGGUGUUGUCUCCUGCUCAUCUGCAUAAGUCUAAUGCCAUACUGUGGAACAUUCCUGGUGAAGCAAUAACAUCUCCAUGGAGACGAGGAAGUGUUGGACCCACCGUCAGAAAAGUUACAUAGUGAACCUUUAAUGCAAAUAAGUCUAUGAGGACAACGGAGCUACAGGGAACAGUAGCAUUUGAUUAAUUUUGAUUUGAAUAAUUAUUUGAAACUUGAUUGAAAUUAGUGCAAAUUAAAGAUGCACUGAGUAAAUUUAAUCACUUAAUUGUAUCCAUGGACAUAACAUUUCUUUGCCUGGAAUAGUCCACAGUAUGUCUUGCAUUUUUAUACGUUUAAAAAAAAUAAAAUAUGGAGACGAACUGGUGGUGGGCACUCCAUAGAAAAGUUACACAGUGCAGCUUUUAAAUAGUGUGGUUGUCAGUGGUGGGCACUCAUAGCUCAUUCUCUGAACUCUUAUUUUUGAGUUGUCUAUGGAAAAAAUCUAUUUAAAUGACAUAACCAGAUCUACUGGUACUAUUGAUCUACUGAAAGUGAGCAAUACAAGGAAAUACUCAUUCUGUACUUCAGAGGAUUUUUCAUGUCUUCCUUGGACUUGUAUCAACAUUUUUGUCUUUCUUUGGCCCCAAAAGCUUUCCCGGUCCCAUGGAAAAGUGUGCUCAGCUGUAGUUUCAAAUGCCAAAAGUUGCUUCUCAUUGUAGAACUCUGAUUGGUCUGUCUGCUCACUCUGUGUCUGCAGCUUUCUGCAGUCUGUUUUUUAUUGUUUUUAAUAAACACAUCAAAACCAG
This is a messenger RNA of Periophthalmus magnuspinnatus, 4682 nucleotides long. RefSeq names its product kinesin family member C3 (gene kifc3). The record is from RefSeq and is a predicted model, not a curated record. Gene Ontology annotation, biological process: microtubule-based movement. The transcript has 21 exons. NCBI's taxonomy places the organism in Eukaryota, Metazoa, Chordata, Actinopteri, Gobiiformes, Gobiidae. Gene Ontology annotation, molecular function: microtubule binding; ATP binding; microtubule motor activity. Bases 83 to 3079 code for a protein of 998 amino acids.